AUGAAAGAUAGCGGAGUGGGUGGCUUAGAAGCGCCCAGAGCUCCUCCCCGGCUCCAAUUCGAUGCAGUCAAGCCGUCACACUUGGCGGCAGCAGCAGCAUCAGCGGCAGCACCCCGGGCUCUUCCGUCACCAGUGAUCGGUACGGAGGCCAAGGCGGGCAGUGACACAACCACAAAAUGGAACACCAAAAACCUGGGCCUUCGGCUCGGUGCCGACUUUCUCGGCGCCGCCUCAGCCGCCGCGCUCGUGGCCCCAAUAAUAUCCAUCAUCGACCGCUCCAUAAUGGAAAACGCCUCCGGCCGCCGCCCGCUCGUCGACUCCCUCAAAGCCUCUUUCCAAACCCUGCUCCGCACCCCUCACCGCAUCAUCCUCUCCAAGCCCUUCGCCCUCAUCUUCACCCUCUACGGCGGCACCUACCUCACCGCCAACACGCUCGACACCGCCACCUCCACCAGGCACUCCCUCCCCGCCAACCACGUCACGUCGGGCACCGCCAAAUUCGCCGCCUCCUCCGCCGCCAACAUCGGCCUGUGCAUCUACAAAGACCAAGUCUUCGUGCGGCUCUUCGGGCCCCCCGGCAUCGCCCCGCGACCCGUGACCCUUCCCAGCUACAUGCUCUUCGCGGCGCGCGACUGCCUGACCAUCUUCGCGUCGUUCAACGUGCCGCCGCUGCUGGGGCCCGCGCUGUCGCGCCGGGUGGGCGACGAGGUGCAGCGCUACGUGUCGGGCCAGACGAUGGCGCAGUCCGCGGCGCCGGCUGUGGUGCAGCUCGCGAGCACGCCGGUGCAUCUGUGGGGGCUGGAUAUUUAUAAUCGGCCCGGGGUGGGCGGGUGGCGGGAGAGGUGGGCUGUCGUUGAAGCAAGAAUUGGGGCGGUGAGCACGGCGGCAAGGAUAUGUAGGAUCGUGCCGGCUUUUGGGGUGGGGUGGGGGUGGUGA
Messenger RNA from Chaetomium globosum CBS 148.51, 936 nucleotides. RefSeq lists its product as uncharacterized. NCBI's taxonomy places the organism in Eukaryota, Fungi, Ascomycota, Sordariomycetes, Sordariales, Chaetomiaceae. Gene Ontology annotation, cellular component: mitochondrion. The transcript has 2 exons. Bases 1 to 936 code for a protein of 311 amino acids. The record is from RefSeq and is a predicted model, not a curated record.